CCCAUCUGCACACGCGGCCUUUAUUUUUUACGUCCACGCUUUAGACUGUCGACAACGCAAGUUCAUCGCUUUUCUUUUAUUUAUUUUUAUACAUCUUAUUUCGAUUCUACACAACAAUGACCUCGAUUGGUACUGGUUAUGAUCUUUCGGUGUCUACCUAUUCCCCUGAUGGACGCGUCUUCCAAGUCGAAUACGCAAAUAAGGCCGUUGAUAACAGCGGUACUGCCAUUGGUCUCCGUGUCAAGGAUGGUGUUGUUCUUGCAGUAGAAAAGUUGGUCCAGUCCAAACUCUUGGUCGCUAAUGCCAACCGUCGCAUCCAGAGUGCUGAUUUGCACAUUGGCGUUGCUACUGCUGGUCUUUUGGCUGACGGUAGACAUUUGGUCAACCGUGCACGCGAUGAGGCACAGUCCUGGAGAGAUAUUUAUCGUCAGCCUAUUCCCGGCAAGGCUUUGGCUGAUCGUUUAGGCCAAUAUGUUUCUGCUUAUACUCUUUAUUCGAGUGUUCGUCCUUUUGGUUGUGGAACCAUUGUUGGAUCAAUGACCGAGGGUGAACCUUCGUUGUACCUUAUCGAGCCAUCUGGUGUCUACUGGGGUUACCGUGGUUGUGCUGUCGGCAAGGGCAAGUCUGUUGCCAAGACAGAGAUCGAGAAACUCAAGAUGGAGGAGAUGACUGUUCGCGAGGCAGUUAAUGAGAUUACCCGCAUCAUCUAUACCUGUCAUGAUGAAGCAAAGGACAAAGAUUUUGAAUUGGAAUUGAGCUGGAUUUGCCCAGAGUCCAAGUACAAGCACCAGUUUGUGCCAAAGGAGAUUAAGGAAGAGGCCGAAAGACUUGCCAAGGAAUCUUUGGAUGAUGAGAUGGAGGACUAAGAAAAUACUAAUAAAAAUAAAUAAAAAAAAAAGAAGAAGAAGAAUAAGGGAAAAAAAGAAAUAAAGAAAUAACGACGAGCAGGAUAAUAAAAAUAAACACACUAUUAUUCUCAGAAUUGAAUCAUGACAAGUUAAAAACAAAAAUACAAAAUACAAAACAUAAAAAAAAAUUGU
Molecule: messenger RNA, 1040 nt
Organism: Phycomyces blakesleeanus NRRL 1555(-)
Lineage: Eukaryota; Fungi; Mucoromycota; Mucoromycetes; Mucorales; Phycomycetaceae
Exons: 8
Coding region: 117-866 (249 amino acids)
Biological process (GO): ubiquitin-dependent protein catabolic process
Cellular component (GO): nucleus; proteasome core complex, alpha-subunit complex; proteasome core complex
Source: RefSeq, a predicted model, not a curated record